AUGAGCAUUGAAGAUGCGAUGAAAUAUCAUUUUCCAAAUGUGGAGGUGGCAUUUAUGUUUUACAAUUGGUGGUACAUUAAGUAUUUGAAUGAUUGUCACAAUCAUACUUUGGUUGAUGAAAAAUAUUUGGGGAUUUUACCAGCUUAUAGAAAGAUAACAGAUUAUGACAAAUUUCAGAUGGACAAUAUGAGAAAGGUUGGCAUUUGGACUACACAUGUGUUUGAGUUGUUUGCUCAUCAAGCUGGUGGAUAUGAUAAGGUUGGAUUCCGCCAACGUGACAUGUACAAUGAAGUCGCUAAAGAUAAGAGAAGUGAUUUGUCAGAUGCAGGAGUUGCACUUGAGUUUCUUGCAACCAUGUCUUGUAGUGAUGAAAUGUUGUUUUGGAGACAUAAUAUUGACGAGAAUGGUAGAUUGCAACAUCUAUUUUGGUAUGAUGGUGUGUGUCGUAAGGACUAUGCAGUAUUUGACGAUGUACUUGCAUUUGAUGCAACAUAUAAAAAGAACAUGUACUUGUGUCCACUAGUAGUGUUUUUUUGGAGUAAACCACCACAAUCAAAGUAUUGUGUUUGCAAGUGCCAUAGUUGA
Molecule: messenger RNA, 585 nt
Organism: Vicia villosa (hairy vetch)
Lineage: Eukaryota; Viridiplantae; Streptophyta; Magnoliopsida; Fabales; Fabaceae
Product: protein FAR1-RELATED SEQUENCE 5-like
Exons: 2
Coding region: 1-585 (194 amino acids)
Source: RefSeq, a predicted model, not a curated record